GAUAAAGGCUUGGGGGCCGCCCGCUCGGCCCCAGACCUGCCCCGCCACCGCGCUCUGUCCCCGGACGUGGGUACACUCGGGACUGUUGAGACCUCGGACCGGCCGCGUCCGAUCUUUCAAGCGGCGGCGGCGGCGGCGGCGGCGGCGGCAGGGACGGCUGUUGCUAAGGGAGGGGACGCGCGGGGAAGCGCGGCCCGAGCGGCGGCCGGCACCGAACGCGACCGCCUAAGCGGCGCCCCUUCUUCGGGACCCUCCCCCACGCCCAGCGUCCUUGAAAGGAGCCGCGAGUGCAGUCCCCACCCCCGGAAGGCGCCCCGACGAGCCAGAGCGACCCCGGAGCGCCGCUCGGAUUUUUGAUUCUUGAUUCACCUUCCGCUCCUGGGACUUUCUCGAAGGGUUCCUGCGCUUCCCCUAGGAACGGCGAGGACCCCCGGUUCGGGGAGCCCAACACCCCGCACUGCCCGGAGGCGCGACGAGGAUUGGCGGCGCCCCGUGGACCCCAGCCCUCCAGCGCGGGCCGGGGAUGGAGCCGCAGCCCGGCGGCGCCCGGAGCUGCCGGCGCGGGGCCCCCGGCGGCGCCUGCGAGCUAGGCCCGGCGGCCGAGGCGGCGCCCAUGAGUCUAGCGAUCCAUAGCACAACGGGCACCCGCUAUGAGCUGUCGGUGCCCCCGGACGAAACGGUGGAGGGGCUGCGCAAGCGGCUGUCCCAGCGGCUCAAAGUGCCCAAGGAGCGCCUGGCGCUGCUCCACAAAGACACCCGGCUCAGUUCGGGGAAGCUGCAGGAGUUCGGCGUGGGGGAUGGCAGCAAGCUGACGCUGGUGCCCACCGUGGAGGCGGGCCUCAUGUCCCAGGCCUCGAGGCCAGAGCAGUCUGUGAUGCAGGCCCUGGAGAGCCUGACCGAGACACAGAAACCUCCACCCUCCCCACCAUCCUCGCCCCUGGGGAAAGCUCAGCACUGGCCAGGCUCCAGAGGAGGGACCCAGUCUGCACUGGGUGUCGGAUGCACCCCCUGCCGCCGCCACCCACCAGAUCUGAGGCCCCCAGUGGCGCCCGGGCCGGGCCGGGCUGGCGGAAGCGUCUUCCGGAAAUACCGAUUCAUUUUAUUUAAGCGUCCGUGGCACCGACAGGGACCCCAGAGCCCAGAGAGGGGCGGCGAGAGGCCCCAGGUCAGUGACUUCCUGUCGGGCCGCUCGCCGCUGACCCUGGCGCUGCGCGUGGGGGACCACAUGAUGUUCGUGCAGCUGCAGCUGGCCGCCCAGCACGCCCCGCUCCAGCACCGCCACGUGCUGGCCGCCGCCGCCGCUGCCGCCGCCGCUGCCCGCGGGGACCCCGGCAUGGCCGCCCCCGUGUCCCCCUGCCGGCCCAUGGCCGGCGCUGCCCGAGUCCCCCCGAUGGCCAGCAGCCCUGCCCCCACGUCCCCCUCGCCUGUCACCGCCGGCUCCUUCCGAUCCCACUCCGCUUCCGCCGCCUGCCCUGAGAUGGACUGUUCGCCCCCUGCCAGUGCUGGCGCUAGCCCCACUUCCACCCCCGGGGGGAGCCCUACCUCCCGCUCCCGCAAGCCUGGCGCUGUCAUCGAGAGCUUCGUGAACCAUGCCCCAGGGGUCUUCUCAGGGACCUUCUCUGGCACACUGCACCCCAACUGCCAGGACAGCAGCGGGCGGCCGCGGCGUGACAUCGGCACCAUCCUGCAGAUCCUCAAUGACCUUCUGAGUGCCACGCGGCACUACCAGGGCAUGCCCCCGUCCCUGACCCAGCUGCGCUGCCACGCGCAGUGCGCGCCCGCCUCACCUGCCCCGGACCUCACCCCCAAAACUACCUCCUGUGAGAAGCUGGCGGCUGCAGCCCCGGCCUCCCUGAGCCAGGCCCGCAUGUGCAAGCCCCUGGGGGACCGGCUGCGGCAGACAGAAAAUCGGGCCACCCGCUGCAAGGUGGAGCGCCUCCAGCUCCUGCUCCAGCAGAAACGGCUCCGCAGGAAGGCCCGGCGGGAUGCCCGCGGGCCCUACCACUGGCCGCCAAGCCGCAAGGCUGGCCGCAGCGACACCAGCGGUGGCGGUGGGGGCAGCGGGCCCAGCGAGGCCUCCGGCUUGGGCCUCGACUUCGAGGACUCCGUUUGGAAGCCGGAAGUCAACCCUGACAUUAAGUCAGAGUUCGUGGUGGCCUAGGAACCAUGUCCCUCGCCCGGCCACCUUGAGCAGAGAGUCCCCUGGGCCAGCCUGUGCGCGGGAGGGCAGGCAGUUGGGGUCAGGGCAGUGGGAGGCCCCUCCCUUCCUACCAGCUUCCUUCUGGUUUUUGGUUUGUUUUUUUGUUUUU
Molecule: messenger RNA, 2309 nt
Organism: Lontra canadensis (Northern American river otter)
Lineage: Eukaryota; Metazoa; Chordata; Mammalia; Carnivora; Mustelidae
Gene: MIDN
Product: midnolin
Exons: 10
Coding region: 524-2161 (545 amino acids)
Cellular component (GO): nucleus
Molecular function (GO): protein binding
Source: RefSeq, a predicted model, not a curated record